AUGCCGAUGCCUCACGAAUCGAUCCACGAUCCCGAUGCUCCGCCGGACCCCCUGCGGGACUGGUAUGUCAACGAGAUCUGGGGCCGGCGGACCACCGACGAUGACGCGCUGUUCGAGGUGAUGAGCCUGCAGAUUGACGCUGUAGCUGCCCUCGGGCCCGAUGAUGUGGAGCGAUUGCGCCAGGACGGCGGAAUCGUCCGCAACCGUCUAAAGAUCGAGGCCGUGAUCGAAAACGCCCGCCGGGCACAGGCUCUCGGCGACCAGCACGGCGGCUUCUGCCGGUGGUUGUAUGAAACGCUGGAGGGCCACGAGUAUCCGCCUCUGGCUCGGGAACUGCGCCGCACCUUCAAGUUCAUGGGACCGGAAAUAGCCCGGAUGUGGUUGAUGGCCUCGGGCCGGAUUACCCGCGAGGAGGGUGACAAGUACCGGCCCGGCAGAGCCAACUAA
Geodia barretti is the source of this 447-nucleotide messenger RNA. NCBI's taxonomy places the organism in Eukaryota, Metazoa, Porifera, Demospongiae, Tetractinellida, Geodiidae. The record is from the annotation of a GenBank genome assembly.